Dipodomys ordii (Ord's kangaroo rat) is the source of this 4196-nucleotide messenger RNA. RefSeq names its product splicing factor 3b, subunit 1, 155kDa (gene Sf3b1). Gene Ontology annotation, biological process: spliceosomal complex assembly. Lineage: Eukaryota; Metazoa; Chordata; Mammalia; Rodentia; Heteromyidae. Gene Ontology annotation, molecular function: mRNA binding. Bases 64 to 3873 code for a protein of 1269 amino acids. The record is from RefSeq and is a predicted model, not a curated record. The transcript is spliced from 24 exons. Gene Ontology annotation, cellular component: U2 snRNP; catalytic step 2 spliceosome; U12-type spliceosomal complex.
GCGGCGGCGACGAGCGGAAGUUCUUGGGAGCGCCAGUUCCGUCUGUGUGUUGGAGUGGACAAAAUGGCGAAGAUCGCCAAGACUCACGAAGAUAUUGAAGCACAGAUUCGAGAAAUUCAAGGCAAAAAGGCAGCUCUUGAUGAAGCUCAAGGAGUGGGCCUUGAUUCUACAGGUUAUUAUGACCAGGAGAUUUAUGGUGGAAGUGACAGCCGAUUUGCUGGAUAUGUGACAUCAAUUGCUGCAACAGAACUUGAAGAUUAUGAUCCGUUUGCUGAGCACCGACCCCCAAAGAUUGCCGACCGGGAAGAUGAAUAUAAAAAGCACAGACGGACCAUGAUAAUAUCCCCAGAGCGUCUUGAUCCUUUUGCAGAUGGAGGGAAGACCCCUGAUCCUAAAAUGAAUGCUAGAACUUACAUGGAUGUAAUGCGAGAACAGCAUUUAACUAAAGAAGAGAGAGAAAUUAGGCAGCAGCUAGCAGAAAAAGCUAAAGCUGGAGAACUAAAAGUCGUCAAUGGAGCAGCAGCAUCCCAGCCUCCCUCAAAACGAAAACGGCGUUGGGAUCAAACAGCCGAUCAGACUCCUGGUGCCACUCCUAAAAAACUAUCAAGUUGGGAUCAAGCAGAGACUCCUGGGCAUACCCCUUCCUUGAGAUGGGAUGAAACACCAGGUCGCGCAAAAGGAAGUGAGACUCCUGGAGCAACGCCAGGCUCAAAAAUUUGGGAUCCUACACCUAGUCAUACACCUGCGGGAGCUGCUACUCCGGGACGAGGCGAUACACCAGGCCAUGCAACACCAGGGCAUGGAGGCGCAACUUCCAGCGCUCGUAAAAACAGAUGGGAUGAGACCCCCAAAACAGAGAGAGAUACUCCCGGGCAUGGAAGUGGAUGGGCUGAGACUCCUCGAACAGAUCGAGGUGGAGAUUCAAUUGGUGAAACACCUACUCCUGGAGCCAGCAAAAGAAAGUCACGUUGGGAUGAAACACCAGCUAGUCAGAUGGGUGGAAGCACUCCUGUUCUGACACCUGGAAAAACACCAAUUGGCACACCAGCCAUGAAUAUGGCUACUCCUACUCCAGGUCACAUAAUGAGCAUGACUCCUGAACAGCUUCAGGCCUGGCGAUGGGAAAGAGAAAUUGAUGAGCGAAAUCGUCCGCUCUCUGAUGAAGAAUUGGAUGCUAUGUUUCCAGAAGGAUAUAAGGUACUUCCCCCUCCAGCUGGUUAUGUUCCUAUACGAACUCCAGCUCGGAAGCUGACUGCAACUCCAACACCUUUAGGUGGUAUGACUGGUUUCCACAUGCAAACUGAAGAUAGAACCAUGAAAAGUGUUAAUGACCAGCCGUCUGGAAAUCUUCCGUUUUUAAAACCUGAUGACAUUCAAUACUUUGACAAACUAUUGGUUGAUGUGGAUGAAUCAACACUUAGUCCAGAGGAGCAAAAAGAGAGAAAAAUAAUGAAGUUGCUGUUAAAAAUUAAGAAUGGAACACCUCCGAUGAGAAAGGCUGCAUUGCGUCAGAUUACUGAUAAAGCUCGUGAAUUUGGAGCUGGACCUUUGUUUAAUCAGAUUCUUCCUCUACUGAUGUCUCCUACACUUGAGGAUCAAGAGCGUCAUUUACUUGUGAAAGUUAUUGAUAGAAUAUUAUACAAACUUGAUGACUUAGUACGACCGUAUGUGCACAAGAUUCUUGUGGUCAUUGAACCACUGUUGAUUGAUGAAGACUACUAUGCUAGAGUGGAAGGCAGAGAGAUUAUUUCUAACUUGGCAAAGGCAGCUGGUCUGGCUACUAUGAUUUCUACCAUGAGACCUGAUAUAGAUAAUAUGGAUGAGUAUGUCCGUAACACAACAGCUAGAGCUUUUGCUGUUGUAGCCUCUGCCCUGGGCAUUCCUUCUUUAUUGCCCUUCUUAAAAGCUGUAUGCAAAAGCAAGAAGUCUUGGCAAGCAAGACACACUGGUAUUAAGAUUGUACAGCAGAUAGCUAUUCUUAUGGGCUGUGCCAUCUUGCCACAUCUGAGAAGUUUAGUUGAAAUCAUUGAACAUGGUCUUGUGGAUGAGCAGCAGAAAGUUAGGACCAUCAGUGCUUUGGCUAUUGCUGCCUUGGCUGAAGCAGCAACUCCUUAUGGUAUCGAAUCUUUUGAUUCUGUGCUCAAACCUCUAUGGAAGGGUAUCCGUCAACACAGAGGAAAGGGUUUAGCUGCUUUCUUAAAGGCUAUUGGAUAUCUUAUUCCUCUCAUGGAUGCAGAAUAUGCCAACUACUAUACUAGGGAAGUGAUGUUAAUUCUCAUUCGAGAAUUCCAAUCUCCUGAUGAAGAAAUGAAGAAAAUUGUACUGAAGGUGGUAAAACAGUGUUGUGGGACAGAUGGUGUAGAAGCAAAUUACAUAAAAACAGAGAUUCUUCCUCCUUUCUUUAAACACUUCUGGCAGCACAGAAUGGCUUUAGAUAGAAGAAAUUACCGACAGUUGGUUGAUACUACUGUGGAGUUGGCAAAUAAAGUAGGUGCAGCAGAAAUUAUAUCCAGGAUUGUGGAUGAUCUGAAAGAUGAAGCUGAGCAGUACCGGAAAAUGGUGAUGGAGACAAUUGAGAAAAUUAUGGGCAACUUGGGAGCAGCAGAUAUUGAUCAUAAACUUGAAGAACAACUUAUUGAUGGCAUUCUUUAUGCUUUCCAAGAACAGACUACAGAGGACUCAGUAAUGUUGAAUGGCUUUGGCACAGUGGUCAAUGCUCUUGGCAAACGAGUAAAACCAUACCUGCCUCAGAUAUGUGGUACAGUAUUGUGGCGUUUGAAUAACAAAUCAGCAAAAGUUAGGCAACAGGCAGCUGACUUGAUUUCUCGAACUGCUGUUGUUAUGAAGACAUGCCAAGAGGAAAAGCUGAUGGGGCACUUGGGUGUGGUGUUGUAUGAAUAUUUGGGUGAAGAGUACCCUGAAGUAUUGGGCAGCAUUCUUGGAGCACUGAAGGCUAUUGUAAAUGUAAUAGGUAUGCAUAAGAUGACUCCACCAAUUAAAGAUCUGCUGCCUAGACUCACCCCUAUCUUAAAGAACAGACAUGAAAAAGUACAAGAGAAUUGUAUUGAUCUUGUUGGACGUAUUGCUGACAGGGGAGCUGAGUAUGUGUCUGCAAGAGAAUGGAUGAGGAUUUGCUUUGAGCUUUUAGAGCUCUUAAAAGCACAUAAAAAAGCUAUUCGUAGAGCCACAGUCAACACAUUUGGUUAUAUUGCAAAGGCCAUUGGCCCUCAUGAUGUAUUGGCUACACUUUUAAACAACCUUAAAGUUCAGGAAAGGCAAAACAGAGUCUGUACCACUGUAGCAAUAGCUAUUGUUGCUGAAACGUGUUCACCCUUCACAGUACUCCCUGCCUUAAUGAAUGAAUACAGAGUUCCUGAACUGAAUGUUCAAAAUGGAGUAUUAAAAUCACUCUCAUUCUUGUUUGAAUAUAUUGGUGAAAUGGGAAAAGACUACAUUUAUGCUGUAACACCAUUAUUGGAAGAUGCUUUAAUGGAUAGGGACCUUGUACACAGACAAACAGCAAGUGCAGUGGUACAACACAUGUCACUUGGGGUUUAUGGGUUUGGUUGUGAAGAUUCUCUGAAUCACUUGUUGAACUACGUAUGGCCCAAUGUGUUUGAGACAUCUCCCCAUGUAAUCCAAGCAGUUAUGGGAGCCCUGGAGGGUCUGAGAGUUGCUAUUGGACCAUGUAGAAUGUUACAGUAUUGUCUACAGGGUCUGUUUCAUCCAGCUCGGAAAGUCAGAGAUGUGUAUUGGAAAAUUUACAACUCCAUCUACAUUGGUUCACAGGACGCUCUCAUAGCACAUUACCCAAGAAUCUACAAUGAUGAUAAGAACACCUAUAUUCGUUAUGAACUUGACUAUAUCUUGUAACUUUGUUUAUUUUGUGUCUAAUACACAGCUGUUUCACACCUUAAACUUGCUUCAAUUUGGUGAUGUAAACUUUUAAACAUUGCAGAUCAGUAUAGAGCUGGUCCUAGAGGAAGAACUAGAAAUCCAGUAGCAUGAUUUUUAAAUAACCUGUCUUUGUUUUUGAUGUUAAACAGUAAACAGUAGUGACCAAGAACUCAGUGAUUACACACGCUAUACUGGAGGGAUUUCAUUUUUAAUUCAUCUUUAUGAAGAUUUAGAAUUCAUUCCUUGUGUUUAAAGGGAAUGUUUAAUUGAAAAAUAAACAUUUGUGUACAAAAUGCUAA